Molecule: messenger RNA, 6739 nt
Organism: Octodon degus (degu)
Lineage: Eukaryota; Metazoa; Chordata; Mammalia; Rodentia; Octodontidae
Gene: Rapgef6
Product: Rap guanine nucleotide exchange factor 6
Exons: 29
Coding region: 200-5023 (1607 amino acids)
Biological process (GO): small GTPase-mediated signal transduction; positive regulation of ERK1 and ERK2 cascade
Molecular function (GO): protein binding; guanyl-nucleotide exchange factor activity
Source: RefSeq, a predicted model, not a curated record
CCCCCGCGCGGGCUUCUUUCUGGCCAGUCGCGCGUGGGCUGAGGCCCUGGGCGGGCGUUGCGAAGCGUUGUUUGUUUGAGUCCGGACCCUGUGGCUGUCCGCGGUCCCCUCGGCGUGAGGAGGGCACACCCCCUGCGUCGGUAGCAUGGGCCGUCGUGUGGACUGCUAGGGGCAAGCUGGCCGGCGUGCGGCUGCGGCCAUGAACUCACCCGUGGACCCCGGCGCCCGGCAAGCGCUGCGGAAGAAGCCGCUGGAGCGGACGCCCGAGGAUUUAAAUACUAUUUAUUCUUAUCUUCAUGGAAUGGAAAUAUUAUCAAAUCUCAGGGAACAUCAGCUUAGGUUAAUGUCUGCAAGAGCACGCUAUGAGAGAUACAGUGGCAAUCAAAUUCUCUUUUGUUCAGAAACUAUUGCCAGAUGUUGGUAUAUCCUGCUUUCUGGAUCUGUACUUGUGAAAGACUCCAUGGUCUUACCUCCUUGCAGUUUUGGUAAGCAGUUUGGAGGAAAAAGAGGAUGUGAUUGUCUUGUAUUAGAGCCUUCAGAAAUGAUUGUGGUAGAGAAUUCUAAAGAUAAUGAAGACAGUAUUCUACAAAGAGAAAUUCCUGCCAGACAGUCUCGACGAAGGUUUCGAAAAAUAAAUCAUAAAGGAGAGCGCCAAACCAUAAUUGAUGAUGUGGACAUUAAUAGCUAUCUUUCUCUUCCAGCUGAUCUUACCAAGAUGCAUCUCACAGACAGCCCUCAUCCACAGGUGACUCACGUGUCUUCUAGUCAGUCUGGUUGUAGCAUUGCCAGUGACUCUGGAAGCAGCAGUUUAUCCGAUAUUUAUCAGGCUACAGAGAGUGAGGUAGGAGAUGUAGAUUUAACGCGCCUUCCAGAAGGACCUGUUGAUUCUGAGGAUGAAGAAGAGGAAGAGGAAGAGAUUGAUCGAACAGAUCCAUUGCAGGGACGAGAUCUUGUUCGGGAAUGUCUUGAAAAAGAACCUGCAGACAAAACGGAUGAUGACAUUGAGCAGUUACUUGAAUUUAUGCACCAGCUCCCUGCUUUUGCAAACAUGACCAUGUCAGUAAGGAGAGAGCUCUGCUCAGUGAUGAUUUUUGAAGUGGUGGAGCAAGCUGGAGCUGUCAUUCUUGAAGAUGGGCAAGAGCUUGACUCAUGGUAUGUUAUUUUGAAUGGCACUAUAGAAAUUAGUCAUCCAGACGGAAAAGUUGAAAAUCUCUUUAUGGGGAAUAGUUUUGGAAUUACUCCCACUCUGGAUAAGCAAUACAUGCAUGGAAUUGUUAGGACUAAAGUAGAUGAUUGUCAGUUCGUCUGCAUAGCCCAGCGGGAUUAUUGGAGAAUUUUAAAUCAUGUAGAAAAAAAUACCCAUAAAGUUGAGGAAGAGGGAGAAAUUGUUAUGGUACAUGAGCACCGAGAGUUAGAUCGGAGUGGAACCAGGAAAGGACACAUUGUAAUCAAGGCAACACCUGAGCGUCUCAUCAUGCAUUUAAUAGAAGAACAUUCUAUUGUGGACCCAACUUAUAUAGAAGAUUUUCUAUUAACUUACAGGACAUUUCUUGAAAGUCCUUUGAAUGUUGGAACCAAGCUACUGGAAUGGUUUAAGAUUGACAGUUUGAGAGAUAAGGUGACACGGAUUGUAUUAUUGUGGGUAAAUAAUCAUUUUAAUGAUUUUGAAGGUGAUCCUGCUAUGACUCGAUUUCUAGAAGAAUUUGAAAAAAAUCUAGAAGAUACGAAAAUGAAUGGUCAUCUCCGGCUGUUGAAUAUUGCCUGUGCUGCAAAAGCUAAGUGGAGACAGGUUGUGUUGCAAAAGGCUUCCCGAGAGUCACCCCUGCAUUUCAGCCUCGCCGGGGGAAGUGAAAAGGGAUUUGGUGUUUUUGUUGAAGGAGUAGAACCUGGUAGCAAAGCUGCUGAUGCGGGAUUGAAACGUGGUGACCAGAUAAUGGAAGUAAAUGGGCAAAAUUUUGAGAAUAUUACAUUUGUGAAGGCUCUUGAAAUUUUGAGGAAUAAUACUCAUCUUGCCCUUACCGUGAAGACCAACAUUUUUGUUUUCAAAGAGCUGCUUAGUAGGACCGAACAAGAGAAAUCUGGUGUUCCUCAUAUUCCCAAAAUUGCUGAAAAAAAAAGUAAUCGUCACUCAAUCCAAGAUGUACCAGGAGAUAUUGAGCAGACAUCACAGGAGAAAGGACAUAAGAAAGUUAAAGCAAAUACUGUUUCGGGUGGAAGAAACAAAAUCAGGAAAAUUUUGGAUAAAACACGGUUUAGUAUCUUACCUCCAAAACUGUUUAGCGAUGGAGGACUGAGCCAGUCACAGGAUGACAGCAUUGUGGGAACGAGACAUUGUAGACACAGCCUGGCUAUAAUGCCGAUUCCUGGGACUCUCUCAUCCAGCAGUCCUGAUCUCCUACAGCCAACCACCAGUAUGUUGGACUUUUCAAACCCUUCAGAUAUCCCUGAUCAAGUUAUAAGAGUUUUCAAAGCAGAUCAACAAAGUUGCUACAUUAUCAUCAGUAAAGACACUACAGCUAAAGAAGUGGUUUGUCAUGCUGUUCAUGAAUUUGGCCUGACGGGAGCAUCUGACACGUACUCUCUCUGUGAAGUCUCUGUUACUCCUGAGGGUGUCAUAAAGCAGAGAAGACUUCCAGACCAGUUCUCCAAAUUAGCUGAUCGAAUUCAACUCAAUGGAAGGUAUUAUUUAAAAAAUAACAUGGAAACAGAAACUUUAUGCUCAGAUGAAGAUGCUCAGGAACUGGUUAAGGAAAGCCAGCUGUCCAUGCUGCAGCUCAGCACCAUCGAGCUGGCCACCCAGUUGUCAAUGAGGGACUUUGACUUAUUUCGUAAUAUUGAGCCUACUGAAUACAUUGAUGACAUUUUUAAGUUGGAUUCGAAAACAGGAAAUACUCACUUGAAGGAGUUUGAGGACAUUGUAAACCAAGAGACAUUCUGGGUUGCCUCAGAGAUUUUAACAGAAUCAAAUCAGCUCAAACGGAUGAAAAUUAUUAAACAUUUUAUUAAGAUUGCACUUCACUGUCGAGAAUGUAAGAAUUUCAAUUCUAUGUUCGCAAUUAUAAGUGGCUUGAACCUCGCACCUGUAGCACGGCUCAGAGGAACCUGGGAAAAGUUACCAAGCAAGUAUGAGAAACAUCUCCAAGAUCUGCAAGACCUUUUUGAUCCAUCUAGAAACAUGGCAAAAUAUAGAAAUAUUCUUAGUAGUCAAAGCAUGCAGCCUCCAAUUAUUCCCCUGUUCCCUGUUGUCAAGAAAGACAUGACAUUUCUUCAUGAAGGAAAUGACUCCAAAGUAGAUGGUUUAGUAAACUUUGAGAAGUUAAGAAUGAUUUCUAAGGAAAUCCGUCAAGUUGUUCGAAUGACUUCUGCUAACAUGGACCCAGCUAUGAUGUUCCGCCAGAGGAAGAAGAGGUGGCGGAGUCUGGGGUCCCUGAGUCAAGGCAGCACAAAUUCAAAUAUGUUGGAUGUUCAGGGAGGUGUUCACAAGAAAAGAGCACGCCGCAGCUCUCUGCUCAAUGCUAAGAAGCUGUACGAGGAUGCACAGAUGGCGAGGAAGGUGAAGCAGUACCUGUGCAGUCUGGAUGUAGACACGGAUGAGGAAAAGUUCCAGGUCAUGUCACUUCAGUGGGAGCCUGCGUAUGGAACCUUGACUAAGAAUUUAAGUGAGAAAAAAUCAGCCAAAUCAUCUGAAAUGUCUCCAAUGCCUGUGAGGUCAGUGAACCAAAUAGCGAAAGCCCACUUGCAUCAGCCCCACAGAGUGAACCAGGUGCUCCAGGUGCCAGCUGUUAAUUUGCACCCCAUGAGGAAGAAGGGACAAGCCAAAGACCCUGCCCUGAAUACAAGUUUGCCUCCAAAAGUUUUAGGACCAACGGAAGAAAUAAGUGGUAAGAAACAGACAGAAGACACGAUUUCCAUGGCGUCAUCUUUGCAUUCUAGUCCUCCUGCAUCUCCUCAAGGCUCCCCUCGCAAAGGUUAUACACUUACACCAUCAGCUAAAUCUGACAACUUGUCCGACUCCAGCCAUAGCGAGAUUUCUUCGCGGUCCAGCAUUGUGAGCAACUGCUCUGCUGACUCCAUGUCUGUAGCUCUGCAGGAUGAGCGCUGUUCCUCCCAGGCCUUGGCUGUCCCUGAGUCCACUGGGACAUUGGAAAAGACAGAGCACCCCUUGGGGAUAGGAGACCAUGGGCAUCUUGGACCUGGGUGGACACUUUCAAAGCCAUCUCUAAUCAAGGGAAUAGCUGUCUCAUCUUCUGCGAGCAAUGAAGAGAUUUCUCAUGAGCAUAUUGUCAUAGAAGCAGCUGAUAGUGGUCGAGGAAGUUGGACUUCCUGUUCAAGCAGCUCCCAUGACAACUUCCAAAGCCUUCCAAACCCAAAAAGCUGGGACUUCCUGAACUCUUAUAGACAUACCCAUUUGGAUGACUCCAUUGCUGAAGUUGAAUCCACUGACUGUGAGCCCUACUCCUGUCCAAAAGGCUGCUCUAGAACUUGUGGGCAGUGUAAAGGGAGCCUCAACAACAGUCAGUUGAGGCAGAGUUGGGCCUCCUCCAGUUCUCUGUCUGACACGUACGAAGCAAACUAUGGGACCAUUAAAAGGAGAGUUUUGGAGGCCACCCCUGCUGAGUCAUCAGAUAGCCUGGAUCCAGUUUAUAAAACAGUCACUUCCAGUACAGAAAAGGGCUUGAUUGUGUACUGUGUCACCUCACCCAAGAAGGAUGGUAGGUAUAGGGUGCCACCUCCUACUCCUCCAGGAUAUGUGGGAAUCUCUGUAGCCGACCUAAAGGAAGGACCCUACCCGCACCUAAAACCUCCAGAGUAUAGUGUGGCCGUGCAGAGGUCAAAGAUGGUGCACAACAGCCUCUCUAACCUGCCAGCCGCCUGUCUCAGUGGCAGCCCCGUGGCCUGUGUCUCAUCGAAGAUUGUAACUCAGCCUCAGAGGCAUAAUUUGCGGGCAUCCCAUCCUAAACUAGCAGAUGUGACUGAUCCAGAUAGCGAAGCAGAUGAAAAUGAGCAGGUAUCAGCAGUCUAGCCUGUGCAUGGCCCGUUGGUGAUCCCUGAACGUCGAGGGGAAGGAACGGAACUCCGUGGUUCUGCUGGCCGACCCAGAUAGAGCUCGCUGCUGCCCCGGCCCCAGGCCCAUCGCCUGUGCUCGGAGUCCUUCCCUUCCAUCUCAGCCCUGCAGAGUGUGCUUCCUGAGCUGUGGCAGCUGUGCCCGCGCCACACGCCAGACAUGCCUGAGACCCCUCCGAGCCAAGCCAAGCCAAGCCAAGCUCAGCCUCCUCCACUCCCUGGACUUCACCGUGGCUUUCCUCUCACAGGUCAUUUUAAAGAUAAUGGUAUUAUUAUUUCCAGGCCGUAGCUUGGGCUAAAGGAUGAAUUUUAGAGUAUCUGCCAAUACCAAGAAUAUUCUUGCGUAUUUGAAAAGUAACUUAUUAUUUGUAGUAUUGUGGUUUCGUUUGUAUUUGGGAGGUUACUUUGUGUUGGUGAGCUCUUGUUGGCAAUUGUUUAUUUAAGGCUAUAAGACUCUCUGGUCUGACCAAACUGAAGUCACCUUGACAGAAAUGAUUGUUUGAUCUGCACAGAAAUGGAACUUCAUUGGUAGCGCCAGUACGAGGAGGGUCUUGGGGUGAGUAGGCUACGAAGCCCUUUGUGGUUGAAAUAGUAGGAACCUACUGAUCUCAGUGUGAAAUGAAGUUGCAGUGGGCUUCCUUGCCAACCCUUUGGGAAAAGGAGGAGGAAGAGGACUAGGUAGGUAGUGACUUAAAGUUCUAAAGGAUGAGGGUCAAUAUUCAGUGACAUAAUACAGAUGCUUCGAGGUAAAAGUCACACUGCAUCAAAUCAGAAACUAAGAGUAAAGAGCCAGUAGAAAAUGGGCUCUAGAGAGCUCUAGUAUCUCAAAACUCUCAUCUAACAUUUCUCACAACUCAAGUAUCGAAUUGUUGCUUGUAAAAGAAUUGUGAUUGGAGGUGUUGGUCAUUGCGAGGGUGAGCUUGGUGUGUUCAUUGUGCUCACAGCGCCAGGUUGCAUUCAAUCUUGAGAAGAAACCUGCAGCUCUCAGCAAAGGUCAGACCAGCAGAAAGAACUGCCAGAAGAGUCUGUGGGAAGGAGGAGCUUGAGUGAUGGAAAUGAUUGUCUCGGGUCGUUAGACCCUGAGAGGAGAAACCCUUCUGGCCUCUUGGGCCUGGCACUCUUAAUUUAAGUAUUUAAUUAAAAUUUCAAUACGUAUUUACUGGAUUAAGUGGAUUUUUCACAUUUUUAUGAGUUUUAAUGUAUUCUAUAUAUAUAUUAAGUGUAAAUUUUUUCAUUGGUUUUUAGUGUAAAGGCAAGUGAGGUUUCCUAACAUUCUGCUAUUACCAGAAAAACACCAAAGCCAUUAAGGUGCGCUACUCAGACUGGCGUGGAGUCAGGACAAUCACUUCAGAGUUGUCAUAUGCAUGUGGCCAUAUGAGAUUUCACAUGUGACUUCUGCAUUUUAAAGAGUUUGUACUUUUUUCCCUAGUGUUCUCUGUUUCCUUUGUAUCCCCUUCAUUUUUUACUUGUUUGAGCAUAGGGUCUUGCUGUGUAGCCCAGGCUGGCCUUAGACUUGCAGAGAUCCUGCUGCCUCAGCCUCCCAAAUACUGGGUAUUGCUUUCAUUUUAAAACCAUGUCACUUCCAUGUAGUAAUUGGAAGUAGUUCAUUUAUUUCCCAUCAAAAUUAACUGUAUUUUAGGGAAAAUAACAUGUCUGAAAAAUCCCCCUGGGGUGG